AUGAGCUUUUCAACACCCCCGCCUGCUGGCUUCAGAGGAAGGGCCUCUUCUGACAGCGUGUUUGUGUCCCCUGGCACGAGACGACAACCACUCAGCGCCUCUGGCACCCCAGUGCUGGAGAAUUGCCCCCAGAACGAUGAUGAACGGGAGAGGAAGCAGCGGAGGCGCUCCAGAGUUGUCGAUCUACAGUUCAGCGCUGAAUCGCCUCUGUCCAUACAGUCUCCCGUUAGCAAGCAGGCAGAGACAUCAUUGCCAGCGCUCCCACAAUUGUCCAAUGCUCAGAUUGCAGAUCAUUACUCCACAUGCAUCAAGCUUUCGACAGAAAAUAAAAUCACCACAAAGAAUGUAUUUGGCUUACAUCUCAUUGACUAUAUGACUGAAAUACUCAAGCAGAAAGAUUCUGAACUCACCAACUUUAAGGUAGCAGCUGGCACCCUCGAUGCCAGUGCAAAGAUCUACGCGGUGAGAGUUGAUGCUGUCCAUGCAGAUGUUUACCGUGUUCUUGGAGGCCUGGGCAGAGACUCUGCAACUGCAGAGCCCGAGAAGAACCAGAACACAGGUGAAGGAGAGGGAGGUUCGGAGCAUUCCAAGAAGCCCCCCAGCGAGAGGAAACAUCUGUACAAAAGCAUUGAACAAAAUCUGAGUAACAUCACUGUCUCUGAGGCAGAUCGCAAGUGUGAGAGCGAUCCCGUGUUGCAAAGAACAGCCGCCUCUUUUGAUGAUUGCAGCACGGCUGGUGUGUUCCUCACCACACUUCACACGCACAGCUAUCUCAGUGAAGUCCUGUUUGAUUCCACGGUCGUUCCUCUGCCUUCGUCUGUGACUUCUGAGAUACCACGUUCUGCUCAUGUGAAAGUGGCCGAUUUAAAAUCCAUCCUUCUACGGUGUGUUGAACAGUCUGCCAUUUGCCCUUCAUUGACCGGCUUUCUCUUUACUCAGUGGAACAGUGAAACCCAUAACGAGUCAGUCUCCGCUCUACUGGAUAAAUUCAAGAAGAGUGACCAGGCAUUUGAUAUCAACGCAGAGACUGAUAAUGACCCCCAGGAGUUCAUUGAGGAUAGAAUGGAAGAGGAUUUUGAUGCUGACGUUCUAGACAAGACCACGGCGAGAGAUCUUGGGGAAUUCUCCCAAAAGCUGGAGGCGUGCAGAAUCGCACCAGGAAGUUCAAGGGAAAACCUGGUUUCUGUGGGAGAAGGGGAUAUUGGGUCCCUGUGUCUUCAACUGUCCAUGAACCCCAGCGAGUACUCUUACUUCAGCCCCGGAGUUAUCUCCCUGUGGGCAGGCCCAGAACACUGGCGUUUUAAACCAGGCCAUAAAGGUGAUGCCCGCUCAGAGAGAGUAAGUAAAAGGAAAACAAUUAAGAAAGUGUUUGAGAUCAAUUUUGACGAGGAGAUUGAGUUUGAACUUCACUUCCGCAAAACGCGGGCAGCUACGACUCUGGCCAAGUCUACCCUCGAAAGCCAAAACAAGAAAAGCAACACCCUGCCGGCAGACUUCAAUUACAAUCCAGACGACCUCACCCGGCUGUUCCUCAAACCGAAAAUCAGGCUGUGGAAGAUGCCACCGCAGGGCAGUUCAUCCAGUUGUGAUGAUGGGGAUGAAGUCGGAGGAUAUGAUUACAACAAUCCCAAUGAUACCUCCAAUUUCUGUCCUGCAGUGCAGGAUGCUGACAGUGAGGAUGACACUCUGGACUUUAUAGGUCAGGGAGGGAUGUUUGAAAUGACGGCCAAUCCUACAGGUGGAGACAGCCAUGAUGCAGAACUUGAUGGAGAUGUCAAAGGACUCAACAAUUCCACCUACAGUGAAGCCAAUCUGGUGGCUGAGCCUCAAAAGGUGAACAGAAUAGAGAUUCAAUAUGCAAAAACUGCCAAAAAGAUGGACAUGAAGAGGCUCAAGCAGACCAUGUGGCUCCUCUUGACAGAUGUCCCAAAGAAUCAGACCGAGGAAGAGAGUGAAGGCACAGAGAAAAAGAUCCACUCUUCGUUGGUCUCAAGCCAGAAGGUCUUCAGCAGCAUCACCAAGGACCUACUUCACAGUCUGCCCUCCACGAUGGCAAAGAACCUGUCAGUCCCGUUGGCGUUCACUUGCCUCUUGCACUUGGCCAAUGAAAAGAACCUGAGAUUACAGGGGGUGCAAGACUUGUCUGAGGUCUUAGUGCUACAAGAAGAUUAACCUGUGCCGCCUGGGAGACAGACCUUCCUCAGCCUCCCAGGAGGGAAUUUAUCUGCCGCUCGAGACUUGCCCAUCUCCGGCUGCACAAGGAUAAAGGGCACCAGCCUCUGCCUGAUUCCAUCGGUCCUUCUGGGGGAAAAAAACAGUGCAUGAUUUACAAAUGAUUUGGACUUGUGGCAGUCAUGGCUGCGUGCUUUUAAUGAGCCAGAGUGCUUUUUAACCCCCCUGAGUUCGGCCUCUUUCCCACAACUGCUAGGUGGGUGAGCCUGAGCCCAGGGAGCCUUUUAACACUCGUGUGUGUUCUUGGCACAAUUGCGGCACUUAUAUUCCAUCUGCUUUUUAAAACAUGCUUCGAUUUCGCCUCCACUGAAAAUGGUCCCAUCUUUCUUUCUACAGUCUCCUCUCCGGAUGUUUUAUAAUUGUCUUCAAUCAUUUUAUAUAUUUGUGCGAAUAUUUUUUUAGUAAUAAACCUCAACCUUACAGUA
Candoia aspera is the source of this 2657-nucleotide messenger RNA. It is a transcript of the gene NCAPH, whose product is annotated as non-SMC condensin I complex subunit H. The record is from RefSeq and is a predicted model, not a curated record. The transcript is spliced from 17 exons. Lineage: Eukaryota; Metazoa; Chordata; Lepidosauria; Squamata; Candoiidae. Gene Ontology annotation, molecular function: chromatin binding. Bases 1 to 2172 code for a protein of 723 amino acids. Gene Ontology annotation, biological process: mitotic chromosome condensation. Gene Ontology annotation, cellular component: condensin complex.